AUGAUCCACAAUGAGAAAGAAGCUUACGAAGUAUAUUGUGCUUACGCUCAUCAUAUCGGAUUUAGUGUUCGUAAGGAGCACGACACUUUCUGGCCGAACUCCAGGAAUCUUAAGAUGAAGGACUUUGUAUGUGGAAAAACAGGUUUCAAGAAAGAGCUGAAUGUCGCACAAACUGUUAAAUACAAAAGAAUAGGCACAAGAAGUGGUUGUCUGACGAUUAUUGGAUACGCAAUUGAUGUCAAAGGCGAUUGGACAUUCAAAAAAUUCAUUGAAUCUCAUAAACACUCAUUAGCAAACCCUGGUGAUAAGCACCUCUUGCUUUCCAGCAGAAAGAUAAGUGAAUUCAAUGCAAAUGUUCUUAGAUCGAUGACACAGUUAGGGAUAAGACCUAGAGAUGUGUUUAACUUUCUAGCCACAAAAGUUGGGGGAGUAGAGAACCUGAAGUGUACUAAGAUAGAUGUCUUCAAUCUCAUUCAAAGAGAGAAAAGAUAUAAAAUUGAAAAUGACGAUGCCAAUGCUUUAUUGCAAUUGUUUAUAGAGCGAUGUGCUGAUGAUAGCAUGUUUGAAUGA
Messenger RNA from Phalaenopsis equestris, 570 nucleotides. RefSeq names its product putative protein FAR1-RELATED SEQUENCE 10. NCBI's taxonomy places the organism in Eukaryota, Viridiplantae, Streptophyta, Magnoliopsida, Asparagales, Orchidaceae. The record is from RefSeq and is a predicted model, not a curated record. The transcript has a single exon. Bases 1 to 570 code for a protein of 189 amino acids.